This is a messenger RNA of Manihot esculenta (cassava), 2191 nucleotides long. RefSeq names its product exocyst complex component EXO70H1. The coding region runs from base 143 to 2059 and encodes 638 amino acids. Gene Ontology annotation, biological process: exocytosis. The record is from RefSeq and is a predicted model, not a curated record. Lineage: Eukaryota; Viridiplantae; Streptophyta; Magnoliopsida; Malpighiales; Euphorbiaceae. Gene Ontology annotation, molecular function: phosphatidylinositol-4,5-bisphosphate binding. The transcript has a single exon. Gene Ontology annotation, cellular component: exocyst.
UUCUCUUUCAAAUUAACAUCUCCAGACGUAGCAUAACUCUCCAAAAAAUCAAUAACCUAAAAGCUACGGCUCUUUCUUCUCUUUUUCAUCAACAAACAAUCUCAUUAAACUUACCUCUCGUAUCUCUCGCUCUGAUCUCAAAAUGCCAAGAAAAGGGAUGAGGAGCAUCUGCUUUCACCCGAAAACGCUGUCGUUUUCUACCUCUCCACGAUCUUCGCCUUCAAGAACUUCACUCUCAACUCCUGGACGCAGCUUCUCUGAAUCCACGAUGGAACAAAACAUUGAAGUUGCAUCGUCUCUUAUCAUGAAAUGGAACCCCGAAACUUCGACUUUUGCCAAAGUCACCUCUCUCUUUUACGAGAAUAAGCGAGAGGCUAUGCAGUUCUUGAAGUGUGUUACUGAUCUACAAAAAGCUAUGCAUUUGUUGGUCUCUGAAGGUUCCGCUGAUGGUAGAAUCGUACGAGCGCAAAAUCUUAUGCAGAUAGCUAUGAAGCGACUUCAAAAGGAGUUUUAUCAAAUUCUUUCCACCAAUCGAGCCUAUCUAGAUCCUGAAUCCGUCUCCGCCAGAUCCUCUCGUGCCUCUACAAGAUCCAGCACCUCUGAUUAUGAUGAUGAUGGUUUUGCCGAUGAUGAAAUUCGCGCUGCAGGCGAUUCAAUAUCUGAAGUUGAACAAGUUUCGUCAAUUGCCAUGGCGGACUUGAGGUCCAUUGCUGAGUGCAUGAUCUCUUCUGGAUAUGCCAAAGAGUGCGUGAGCGUUUACAAAAUUAUACGAAAGUCGAUCAUCGACGAAGGCAUUUAUCGGCUGGGCGUGGAGCGAAUGAGCUCAUCGCAAGUUAAUAAGAUGGACUGGGCAGCGCUAGAUUUGAGAAUAAAGAAUUGGUUGGAGGCAGUUAAGAUCUCUAUGAGAACUCUCUUCACUGGAGAGAGAAUCCUCUGUGACCAUGUUUUCGCUAUUUCCGAUUCCAUCAGGGAGUCUUGCUUCAGUGAAAUAUCCAGAGAAGGAGCUAUUCUUCUCUUUGGAUUCCCUGAACUUGUUGCUAAGACCAAGAAAUCGCCGACGGAGAAAAUGUUUCGCGUGCUUGACAUGUACACCGCAAUCUCUGAAAACUGGGCGGAGAUUGAAUCCAUAUUCUCUUUUGAGUCAACCUCCGCCGUCCGAUCACAGGCUCUCAAUUCACUAGUUCAACUCAGUGAUUCCGUUCACACAGUGCUCUCCGAUUUCGAGUCGAGCAUCCAGAAGGACUCGUCCCGGACACCAAUUCCAGGCGCUGACGUGCAUCCCCUAACGUUCCAUUCGAUUAAUUACCUUACUAUACUUGGCGAUUACAGUAGUAUACUCUCUGAUAUUAUCUCCGACUGGCCUCCUCCGGCAAAAACAUCGCUACCUAAGUCAUACUUCGACAGUCCAGAUUCUGAUGAUACUCCUGCACCGCCUUUAUCCGUUCGUUUCGUUUGGCUAAUUCUGGUGCUUCUAUGCAAGCUGGACGGCAAAGCCAGACAUUACAAAGAUGUAUCUCUCUCGUAUCUCUUCCUAGCCAACAAUCUACAAUACGUAAUAUCGAAAGUUCAGACGUCAAAUCUCCAGUAUUUACUCGGCGAAGAGUGGGUUACAAAGCAUGAAGCUAAAGUGAGACAAUUUGCGGAGAAUUACGAGAGGUUAGCGUGGGGUCAGGUGUUCGCGUCAUUGCCGGAGAAUCCAUCGGCCUCCAUCUCGCCAGAGGAAGCCAAGGAGAUUCUAAAACGAUUUAAUUCCAGUUUCGAAGCAGCAUAUGGGAAGCAGAAUUCUUGUAUCAUAUCGGACCCGAAACUCCGAGAGGAGGUGCAGGUUUCUAUAUCAAGGAAGCUGACGCCGGUUUACCAGGAGUUUCAUAACAAGGUAAUGAUUAUUGUACAGAGGCAAAGGAAUAUAAGGAUACAUAUCAGAUAUUCUCCUGAAGACAUAGAGAACUACCUGUCAGAUUUGUUUUUUGGAGGGAUUGACAUGGGGAGCUCACCGUCAUAUUCUACUACGCCGUCGUCGUCGUCUUCUCAUCGGCGGCGAUCACGACUAUCGAGUUGAUUUUUAUUUAUUUAUUUAUUUUAAUUUCAAAACAAACCCACGUGUACAUUUGCAAACUUUGAAACAUGUAUUGCAUGCGAUGUUUGGCAAAUUUUAAAAUAUACUUUAAUAAAUUAAUGUUCACAAAAGUCU